AUGCUCGACCGAGCGGAUAACUGCAUCUUUGGUGAACGUUUUCGCAUGCGCAUGUAUGUUCGUCAUCGGCUCAGGCAUGUGAUGGUGGUGUCCGUGCACGCGCUUGGCUCAAGCUUAGAAGUCCUUUUCAAGAGUCUUCUUGCACCUCAUCAGAACAUCACGGCAGCACUCAAGAGACACCGAGUCAUUAAAACCGCCGAGUCUGCACUUCGACUACUAAUGGCGCCGCAAAGCAAGCGAGUGGGUUUCCUCGACCUGAGUGCUGAGCUCAGAAACCGAGUCUAUGAGCCAGCACUUAUCGCCGAGCAGUGUCUCAAGCUCAGACACAACAGCAACCCGAACGUAUAUGGCACAGCCACCCACGGCUUCACAUGUCAGUUGGGGCGCUGCUACUCGGCACAUUGGAUUGAACCCAGCCUGACUCCAAACAUCCUCCUCACUUGCCGCCAAGUACAAGCCGAAGCAACCCCCAUGCUCUACGGUAGCAACACUUUCGACCUCACAAGACUGUCUCCAUGUCACAGUGUCGAAUUCCUCACCCAGAUCAGCACGUCGAUUCAGCAUCUCCGUGGCGUCUACCUCAGAGUUCUGCUCAGCAUGAAGGAACCGGAUAAGCAGUCAGACGUUCAGAAGAUGCUUCGUCUUCUCGAGGGAGCACCGCACAUAGUAGAGCUGAAGUUCUCUCCUGAGGGCAUUAUCUUUCCGUCUCCGAAGCAGUUGGCCGAUCUCAUCACACCUCUGUUCAAGGUACUGCAGGCGACGAGACAAAAGGUCGGAGGGGAAUGUCAGGAGCCUGUGAUGGAGGUCCUGGGCUUUCUGGACGCCUGGGUUCCGGCCGGCUAUCGCGGCCAUGGCCUUAGGAGAGGCGUUGGGGAGAUUAUACUUUCAAAGUAG
Messenger RNA from Fulvia fulva, 894 nucleotides. RefSeq lists its product as uncharacterized. The transcript is spliced from 3 exons. NCBI's taxonomy places the organism in Eukaryota, Fungi, Ascomycota, Dothideomycetes, Mycosphaerellales, Mycosphaerellaceae. Bases 1 to 894 code for a protein of 297 amino acids. The record is from RefSeq and is a predicted model, not a curated record.